CACAACACUGAACACAGUUCUCAAAAAAAAAAAAAAGACACUGAACACUGUCCCUCUCCUCUCUUGAGUCCCGACCGAAGCCACCGGAUAGCUUUACGCGUCGUUCCAAUCCAUGGCGCCCCCGCCGCGGCGAGACCCGAACUACAGCAUCAGGCGGAAGGACGAGGAGCAGUGGGUCGCGGUGAGUCUCCGCCCGGCCAAUUUCCUCCCGGGCGUGGCAAUAGGGUUCCUCCUGGGCAUCAUCCUAGACCUGUCCUCCUCCUGGAGAUCCAGGUUCAGCUUCGCGUCGGCUCCGGCGUCACGAGCCAACAAGCGGACGGGCGGUUCGGUCGCCCCAGGCGAAGAACUUAAGAUGGUUUUAGUCGUGCGUCAGGACCUGAAGAUGGGUGCUGGAAAAAUAGCAUCUCAAUGUGCACAUGCAGCAACUGGCUUGUACGCGGAUCUGUUGGCAAGCAACCGGGUUCUUUUGAGACAAUGGGAGCAAUUCGGACAAGCUAAGAUUGUUCUGGCUUGCAAGAAUCAACAGGAAAUGAACAGGAUAAAGGAAACUGCAGAACACCGAGGUAUCCCAACUUUUGUUGUUGCAGAUGCAGGGCGUACUCAGGUACUGGCAGGAUCUAAGACAGUUCUUGCAGUAGGACCAGGGAGGAAAGCCGACAUAGAUACAGUUACUGGGAAAUUGCGUUUACUAUUCUCCCUUAGAGAUACCAACCUUGUCCUUCGGGAGUUUGAGAAAUGUGGUGUAAUAUUGAGACAUCACUCUGGUCCACGAGACGGUAAUUGGAUCCACAUAUUAUACCAGCAUUCUUACGAUGCCCAGAAAGCCCUUCAAAAGAACGGUAUCCAACUAACCAGUGGUGUCAUAAUUGGAGUUAAGCAUAUUGAUCCAAUGCACCGGCAGCAGCUGGAUGAUAGGCUCACUGGUAUCAAUCAAGGAGGCUUCAUGAUUUCCUUGCCUUCAAAAUCACUUGUCCUGAAGAGCACAGGUGUAUCAGACCAGUUAGGUGCCUUGCCACGUCCAUAUGAUCCGAAGUCUAACGCAAAUGUUAUCAGAGAUGCAGGACGUCGCGCAACAGGUAGCGUUGCCGCACCAGCAAAAUCAAUUGUAACAAAUGUGAUGGAUAUGAUAUUUGGUAUCUAGUUUGCCAGCUUGGGAGACCUUAUUAUGAUAUUAUAUACAUUCAGCCUGUGGCGUUUCCUCUGUCAGUGUCUCUGCUAGUGAGCGAGAAUGUCAUAGUGCGAGAGGUCCGGGAGCACGUUUGGGAGAACUGGAAGAGUGGGCUUCUUUUUUCUGUUGAUGUAACAUUUAUAAUGUGCCAUUUUUCACGUUUAUAUUAUGAUCUGCUAAGAUGUGAGCGGUUGUUCUUGUAUGCCGGUGAAUGCUAACAAGAGCUGUACUGCUGUACUACAGCUCCAACAUUAAGAGAAGAUUUCAACAUGUAUUUAUUGUGAUCGCUGCAA
Molecule: messenger RNA, 1461 nt
Organism: Brachypodium distachyon (stiff brome)
Lineage: Eukaryota; Viridiplantae; Streptophyta; Magnoliopsida; Poales; Poaceae
Product: probable peptidyl-tRNA hydrolase 2
Exons: 10
Coding region: 113-1141 (342 amino acids)
Biological process (GO): nuclear pore organization; regulation of DNA-templated transcription; NLS-bearing protein import into nucleus
Cellular component (GO): nuclear membrane; nuclear pore nuclear basket; nuclear pore central transport channel
Molecular function (GO): structural constituent of nuclear pore; phospholipid binding; single-stranded DNA binding
Source: RefSeq, a predicted model, not a curated record